UGUGAGUGUGAGUGCGUGUGUAUAUAGAAGAAAGAAGCUGUGAGGGAAGAAAAUCGGAAGAAAAAAAAUGGAGGGGAUUAUUGAGAAUUAUAAUGUGGGAUUUUGUUCAGUUGAGUCUCAGAAGGCAAACAAUCCGGCGCCGUUUUUGACAAAAACUUAUGAUUUGGUGGAGGAUCCUACCACUGAUCACAUUGUUUCUUGGGGUCAAUCUCAUUCAACCUUUGUUGUUUGGAGACCCUCAGAGUUUGCUACUCAUAUUCUUCCCAACUACUUCAAGCACAACAAUUUCUCGAGCUUUGUUAGACAACUCAACACUUAUGGAUUCAAGAAAAUAGUAGCAGAGAGAUGGGAAUUUGGGAAUGAAAACUUCAAGAAAGGAGAGAGACAAUUACUAUUAGAGAUUCAAAGAAGAAAGUCCCAUAAUCACAACAAUAAUCAACAAAUCCCAUUCCAAUUUUUCCAUCUACACCAACAGCACCAACAACAACUCAGCCUAUGUUACACCACCACUUCCUCCUCCGAUCCCGACAUCCUGGCGGCACUAACGCAAGAUAAUCGUCGUCUACGGCGGAGAAACUUCAUGCUAUUGUCAGAGCUAGCCCAUAUGAAGAAUCUCUAUUCCAACAUCAUCUACUUCAUCCAGAACAACGUUAAACCACUCGAUCACAAAUAUGGCAGCAAAUCGGUUCCCAAGUUGAUCGAGUUGAACCCUUUAUCGUUGCCGCAGCCAGCGUUGCCCGAGGUCCGAUUAGAAGAGGGAAAUGGAAUGGUGAAGCUUUUUGGGGUUCCAAUUAGAGGGAAGAAGAGAGGGCACCGUGAAGAGUGAGGUUCAAAUGAUGAGCUCCCAUGGUGGAUAUGAUUUACACUAAUUUUUUGUUUUGUUGUAAUGUCAUUGAGAUUUUUGUACAUAGAUAUUGAUGGAAUCAG
Molecule: messenger RNA, 927 nt
Organism: Benincasa hispida (wax gourd)
Lineage: Eukaryota; Viridiplantae; Streptophyta; Magnoliopsida; Cucurbitales; Cucurbitaceae
Product: heat stress transcription factor B-4d-like
Biological process (GO): regulation of transcription by RNA polymerase II
Cellular component (GO): nucleus
Molecular function (GO): RNA polymerase II cis-regulatory region sequence-specific DNA binding; DNA-binding transcription factor activity
Source: RefSeq, a predicted model, not a curated record